Molecule: messenger RNA, 4070 nt
Organism: Gavialis gangeticus (Gharial)
Lineage: Eukaryota; Metazoa; Chordata; Crocodylia; Gavialidae
Gene: TMEM222
Product: transmembrane protein 222
Exons: 6
Coding region: 19-666 (215 amino acids)
Source: RefSeq, a predicted model, not a curated record
GCCCGCCCCGCCCCGGUGAUGGCGGAAGCGGAGGCUCAAGGGGGCAAGAUGAAGUCGUUCGGCGGCGGCGGCGCCGGGCUCGACUCGGAGCGCAGCCGCUUCCCCUACUGCGUCGUGUGGACGCCCAUCCCCGUGCUCACAUGGCUCUUCCCAAUCAUUGGCCAUAUGGGCAUCUGUACGUCGGCUGGAGUCAUUCGGGACUUUGCAGGGCCCUACUAUGUCUCAGAAGACAACAUGGCCUUUGGGAGGCCAGUGAAGUACUGGAAACUGGAUCCAAAUAAAGUGUACUCCACGAGUCCCAAUGCAUGGGACACAGCUGUACACGACGCCUCAGAAGAGUACAAGCACCGAAUGCACAACCUCUGCUGUGACAAUUGCCACUCACACGUGGCUCUGGCAUUAAACCUCAUGCGAUAUGAUAACAGCUCUUCCUGGAACAUGGUCAAACUUUGCUUCUUUUCCCUUUUGUAUGGGAAGUAUGUCAGGGGGAUUUGUGAAGACGUGGCUUCCCUUUGUCCUCUUCUUGGGGGCAAUCCUGACAGUCGCUUUAACCCUUCACUUGCGGUGAUGGAUCCCAUGAUCUUCCCUUCCCCUUGGUGCCCAGAGGAGGAACCAUGGCUGCUCAGUCCAGCAAGGUGGAGACACAGGACUCUGGGAAUUACUUGAAAGAGCAAGCGGUCACUUCACCCUGUAGUAACGGCUCUCAUCUUUGUUUCCUGGGCCUGGCUUCUUUCCCUCUGUUUUUGUUCUGUCAUCAGUGUCUCCUGGUGUUUGGGGUCCUGGAGCCUCCUGCUCACCCUCUGUAUAUGGGAUGGUGGGAGUAUGGGCUUUGAUUUCAGCACAGGGCAAUGUUGCAAGGGCUAAACCUGCCCCUCAGUAUCAGAGCACAAACAGAUCCUCCUUGUAAGGUUCUCUCUGACCCAGGGCUGCUCCUCCCACAGCUGUUCCUUCUCAGCAGAUGUCACCAUCCAGUGCUUCUUGCCUCUUGCACUUCUCAAGCUUGGUGCAAGUUAUUAAACUCAGAGCAGAGGCAGGGAAGGAUUCCCCAAUUGAAGAAGCCUCCCAUGGCACAUUUCAAAAUGGAGAUGCAAGUUAGUCAUGGCCCGGUGUCCUAGUGUGGUGUAUAUUGCCGCUGUGCUUGUGGACAACCUCCCAGUAGCUGCUAGUGAAACAGGCUGGUGGGAAAGCGCUUCCCUUUCAGCAUUCAGCAUAUUGCUAUUGCAGGGCAAGCAACUCCUGGCAACUUCAGGCUGAGGGGAGCCGCAUGGAUGCGCACGUUGGGCUGUGCUGCGUCUCUGGCUUGGAGCAGUUCGUGCACUUCAAUUGCAUGUUGCAGAGAUCGGAAUCUGCUGUUGCUUUACUGGGCUAGUGCCUCAGAAAGCACAGUUCUUGGGCCCCUUCCUGUGCUUUGUCUUUCUCCAGUUGCAGCACUGUUUUCCCAAAGCUGCUUCCUUCCCUGACAUCCCUCACACCUGUUCAGCUAAGCCUAGCAGGAGCCCAAAUGAUGUGGCAACUGCAGAAGGGUUUGGAUGGGGCAGAAGCCUUGUGUGUAGGCUUUCUAAAGCAUCCUUGUUCUGAAGGGCAAGUACAUAUGCUCUCAGCUUUCUGGUGAAUGGGAAAUAUUGAGACUGCUCAAAGUACUUGGAAGACCCAAAUUCCUUUAAAGCAGCGUACCCCUCCAUUCACAUCUGGGCCUUGGAAUGGGAGACUGUCCCUGAGCCAGGGGUGGCAGCAGCCUUCUGACAGCCAGUCUCAGGUUAUUACACAGGACAUCAGUUGGCUGCAGGGUAGUUUCAUUGUCCUGCCCCAAGGAGGCAGGGGCAUCAAUAGAAAAGCAAUAGAGAGCAACUUGUGGGGGUUUUUUUACCAGUGCUGGAAUGUGACUGCCGCUGGAGAUGCCAGCUUGGCAGCUGAGACCUCUACUAACGCCUUGGAGCAGAGAUGGUGUGAGUAGCCGUGGGGCAGUUGUCUGCUAGAUGCUGGUCAGGGAAUGGGCGUCAGUUCGAAAGUGGAAGUGGCAUCUCCAGCAGGAGAGAGAACGGUCCAGUAUCUGCUCAUUUUGUAAAGUCCCCUGCCGAGGGGCCCAUCUAGCUGGCCAGCUGUGCUGGCUGGCUUCUACAGUAUGGCCGCUUGUCUGCGGUGAACCUGGGCAAGCUCAGCUGUUGGAUUGCAGGGCGGGGGUUAGCUUUUUUUUUUCAAGUCUGAUGCUUCUAAGAAGUGGGUUUCACCCCCAGGUACCUGUUAUGGCCAAAAACCAACAUGCCGUGCUCACAGCCAAAACCAAUGCUCUGUGCUCACAGUGGCACAUCUCCUUCAUGGCUUCCCUUCCUUGAAGUCCAUACUGAAUCCAGCUUUGCAAAUGGAGCAUGCUCUUCUCCUACCCACUGUCUCCUGCACUCUAGCUUCCAUCGGAAAGGGGGACCUCUCUCUGGAUUGCCACCUCCUACUCGGUCACUUCUAAUCGCCCUUAAACCAUCUCUCUCUGGUAUCCAGUUGUUUUUUCAUCAGCCAAACACUUUCCUUUCCGGAGUCUUAUACAAACUGCAUUGUCUUUCCCCUACACCUGGAACAGAAAGAGUCUUCUCAGUAUCUCCCUUGCAUUCAGUCAGUUCAAGCAUGAGUGGAGAGCAGGCCGGAGGAUGCUGAUAAAUAAGCUCUAGGCUGAUUAGAUAUCAAAGGUCUUACAUCAAAGAGAACCUUACAAUGAGAGCAUGGUGUUUUAUCAAGUUACCCUGUGCCGCUUCACUUACUACCCAGCAGGCCUGCUACUUAAUAGUGACAUGAUAGACCUGGCCAAUUGAAUAGGAAAGGGUCUUUGCUCUGCUUUCUCUCUGUCCCUCUUUCUCUCUCUUUCUUUCUUUUUUAAAAUCUUACUUCUGGCAAGAAUGCGACUGGGCAAGGCUUAAAAAUUCCUGGACUUGGAGCUAAAAGCCAGCCUGCUUCUCGCAAUAAUAACAGCUCCCAGCGCGCUUGGAUCUAUCUCUUACAAGUGGAUUCAAAGCACUUCACCGAUAAGCUGUGCAAGUGUUGCCAAAGUUUAGGUGGUUAAUGCUGUUGGUGACUGAAGCCCGGAGCAAAUCUACAGGCAAAACCUUGCUUGCUCUUGGGUUUUCUGAACUUGCAUUAAUUGCCAACCCUCCUCCCCUGUGAUGGAACCAGAGGAUUGUAGGAGCUGAAGUGGGAAUUACCUAACGCAGCAGGCUGUCCAGUCCCUUUGGGUUACAGCGAAAAAGCAGUGCUCUGACUGUUGGGACCACUGCUUUGGUCGAGCUUUUGUCAAAUGUCCAACCAGCUUGCCCUGGGCACUUGGCGGGCAGUGCCACGGCCCACUUGAGCACAGGGCACCUUAGGGGAGUGCAGAGGGAAGCCACGGCUGAUUCUAGGAAGAAGAUCCCAUGCAGGCAGCUAAAAUAUCCUGCGCAGGUGUGUGCACAGGCAGGAGAAGAGUUGAAGGUGUAGGGUCUGCAGGGAGGCCACGAGUAGGAAGUCGGGGUUGUGGGGGGGCUCCAUCUCUACAAGCAAUACGCAGGCAUCAUGCUCCAGUAGGAGUUGGGAGCUAGGCCAGGGAGUGGGCGCAGGGGGGUUUAUUGCAGUAGGCACCCAGAUGUGGUUGUUAGCAUAUGCAGGUCCUAGACCAGCUAACGGCCUUUAUGUUUACUUGGUAGCUGAAGCUACCAAGUGUGGCUUGGCUGACAUGGAGCGAUGGUCUUCUGUCUGCUGCUUCCCUCACCUCGCCAGUACAGUGCAUGGCACCCCUUUUGAAGCAUCCCCCAUCAAGCACAGCACCCAGAAAGGGUUGCCCUCGUUCCACAUACAUGCCUUAAAGGCGCAUCUCUCCAUCCGAGUUGGCCCCGUGUCCCUCCCCCUUGCCCUCAGCAGUUCUGCUGCAGAGCUCCAUGGCUUUGCCUCUGUUCUUUGGCAGCAGCUAGCCUGGAGCAUCCUUGUCCUCGUCCGUGUCCUCUGUUCUCACAUUCUCCAUGGGACGUUGCGUCGCUUUGUACGUAUCGCUCUUGCCGCUGUGAUCUUGUGAGCCUGAGGUGGGGGAAUAAACUCGUUUCUGUCUCUGUCUC